This is a messenger RNA of Cololabis saira (Pacific saury), 3431 nucleotides long. Its product is annotated as mitoferrin-2-like. Gene Ontology annotation, biological process: iron import into the mitochondrion. Gene Ontology annotation, cellular component: mitochondrial membrane. Gene Ontology annotation, molecular function: ferrous iron transmembrane transporter activity. The record is from RefSeq and is a predicted model, not a curated record. The coding region runs from base 139 to 1296 and encodes 385 amino acids. Lineage: Eukaryota; Metazoa; Chordata; Actinopteri; Beloniformes; Belonidae. The transcript has 4 exons.
UCUCCCGGUUGCCGGAUCUGCAGCAGCUGCCGCCAAGUGUCGCCUGGCCGGCGCGGAUCAUCGCGGAUCCCCCUGGAGCCCCUGGAGCCCCGAGAGCAGCUGGGAGACGCAUCGGCCGGGACGUUUCCUGCUGUGUGGAUGGAAGCGGACGGGUUCGUGUCCCGGCGGCCGGGCCUGGAGCCCCCCGGCGUGGACGGGCGGGUGCCGGGGCUGCAGCUGGGCGGCCGGCUGCGGGUCGGCUCCUUCCCCGCCGGCAUGGCGGCGGAGCCGGCGCUCGGCUCGGCGCUGCUCCGGCCCGGUCCCCCCGAGACCUCCGCGGAGCCGGACGUGGACUACGAGGGUCUGCCGCGGGGAGCGUCCACCCGCACCACCAUGCUGGCCGGGGCCGUGGCCGGGGUCAUGGAGCACUGCCUCAUGUACCCGGUGGACUGCGUCAAGACCCGCAUGCAGAGCCUGCACCCUCAGCCCGGAGCGCGCUACACCAGCGUGAUGGACGCCCUGCGGCAGAUCGUACGGACCGAGGGGCUGUGGCGGCCGAUCCGGGGCGUGAACGUGCUGGCGGUGGGCGCAGGGCCCGCUCACGCACUUUACUUCGCCUGCUAUGAGAAAAUCAAGUUCUCACUCAGCGACGCUGUUCAUCCUGGCACCAACAGCCACUUUGCAAACGGAGUGGCGGGCUGCAUGGCCACGGUGCUGCACGAUGCCAUCAUGAACCCAGCUGAAGUUGUAAAACAACGAAUGCAGAUGUUCAACUCUCCUUACCGCGGCGUGGUGGACUGUAUGGGCUGUCUGCUGCGGCGGGAGGGCCCGGCUGCGUUCUACCGCAGCUACACCACCCAGCUCACCAUGAACGUGCCCUUCCAGGCGCUGCACUUCAUGACCUACGAGUACCUGCAGGAGCUGCUCAACCCCCACAGACAGUACAACCCGUCCUCCCACGUGGUGUCGGGCGCGCUGGCCGGGGCCCUGGCGGCCGCCGCCACCACGCCCCUGGACGUGUGCAAGACCCUGCUCAACACGCAGGAGGCCCGGGCCGUCCACGUGGUGCAGGCGGAGGCCACGGCCGCGGGCGGGGCGGUGGGCGCCGCCGGCCCCGCCACCCGCCACAUCUCCGGCCUGGGCGAGGCCUUCCGGACCGUGUACAGGAUGGGGGGCGUGCCCGCCUUCUUCAAGGGCGUGCAGGCCCGGGUCAUCUACCAGACGCCCUCCACCGCCAUCAGCUGGUCCGUGUACGAGUUCUUCAAGUACAUCAUCACCAAGCGCCAGCACGAGAGGCGGCUGCACGGAGAGAAAUAACGAGGAAGGAGGUGCCGGCGUGUAUCAAUGCAGACCAAUCAUGUCCACGUUGACCUGUAAAACAUCUGAAAGUUUACAAGAUAGUUUUCAGUUCUCGGUGCAAAAAGUUCAACUUCCUGGUUUACGGAUAUCAACCACGGCAGAGUGCAGUAGAGACAGCUAGGCCGGUGUUGGUGUGGUGUUCAGCUUACCGGCUUAUAAAGACAUGGGCUCACAGGGAUGUUAGAGUGGAAUUUAUUCCUGUGAAUAAGAAACACGCCCUUCUCUGCAGGGAAAUCCACUGCAGUAAGAAAACGGAUGUUUCUGCUUUAAACUCCCUUUUUUCAGUCCGGCACAUGCAUCCAACAAAAACUGACUCAGAGGUUAAAGUGCUGACUUUGAGCUUCAGUUUUAGGGCGUUUUAAAGGCUUAAAGUGUGAAUGUAAACACCAUAAAACUAAAGCUUAAAGUAGGAAUGAAGUUUUUAUAUUCAUUAAAUUUGAAGAGCGCAGCUCGAGCAUUUGCGGUUGGCAAAAGCUGAAAAGGUUGAACGCCCAUAAAGCUCAGACUCACUGUGUGUUCAAGGCAAAACAAGAAUCCUCAUCCUGCAAGACUUUAAGUGCACGGUAAACUGUCUGCAGACCUCCGCUCCAGGUACAGUGGUGGCGUUUCCACCUUCUGACCACAGGGGGGCGCUGUUUAACCACUCAGCUGAGCAAUAACAUGAGUGUAACAUGGCCAUCAAACCUCCACACGAUGUUCAGCUGCGUCACCGUUAGACCUGGGCCUCUGUUCUGGACCUGUGUUGCUUGUGCGAUGAGGAACGGCGCUGUUUUCCACACUUUUCCCCCAGCGAUGUCUGGGACUGAUCUGAGCUGUUUGCUGCUCUCUGAUUAGGAAACGGGAGCAGCAGCAGCUCAUCCAGUCUUGUUUUGCUCUGACAAACGGUGAUCUGAAAGGGAGCAUUCAAACACUUCUGCAGAUUGUUAGGAUGUGUGCUGUUUGAUUCCUUCCUCUCAGUAAGGAAGAGAAGAAGCAAGCUGAAAUGAGCAUAGGAACUUCCUGAAUUUAUUCAAAUUCUUGUAACGCUAGUGGCUCUGCGGCUCUGGGCUCUGAGUUCUUCUUCACAUGUGCAGCACUUUAGCAGAACAGGUAUUAUUGGAUGAAGAGUUCAAAUGGUUUCACUUACAUUAAGUCCUUUUCAAGUAGGAGUUGUGUAAAGGACAACAGGCUUCUGCUUGGACAGUUUCUUGAUAGUUUUGUCACAUUCUUGCUUGUUUUUCUGCACACACGUACGUGGCUUAAAAUCAGCCAUGGCGGAUUAAUUUCUUACCCAGAGUCACAUUUGGACGUUUAACUUGAAUUUCUGUUGUCGGCAUCUAUCACAUGGUUCAUUUUGACUUGAAACGAGCAGCUCAGAUUAAACGCUAACGGAGACGCAGAGAGCUUAUUUUGGAAAACACAAAGGCAAGAGGAAGAGCGUUGGCCUCUUUUAUUUUCUUCAGUAUUUUUGUAGAAACUGCAUCGUAGCACUUAAAGAUGCGUGUUAAUCCGCUUUAGGACAGAUACUCUAUAAAUAGUACAGAGGAUGAGGUUACUCCCAAGAGACACGUUUCCCGUCAGCCGCCACAGAACCAACGCACAACUACGACGGAGAGAUCCUCACACAUGAACUAUUAUGUUUUGAAGCCAUAAAAAGGAGAUAGUUUGUACAUAAUAUAUCUAGUUAUGGGCGAAUAUUGAUACACGUUAAAUCUAACCAGCUGAGUUUUGAGUUGAACUUGUAUGCUGAAUGAUCAAUACACAUUUGUACAAGUUUUAUCGAAGCUAUGCUGUAAAUAUGCAGAUGUUUGCACCUUGAAGGUAGCAAUACAAAAAAGCUGGGUUAUUUCAAAGUUACAAUAACUUUAACGUGCGUGGAAAGUAAAAGUGUUCUUUGAGGGAUGCCGAGGUUCAAAACUGGGAUACCAAAGACUGAGCACUAUAUAAAGAAAGGAAAUAUGAGAGAAAUGUGUAGUUUGUCAGACGACAACACUAACAUGAAAUGCUUGAACAGUGUUUGAAAGUGACACCUGUGUUUUGUGAAUUGUAAAUAAAGAUGCAGAGGCAGCUCCUCGCAGAAGCAGGGUCUUCUCUUGGUGCUCAGAGACUACGAA